AUGGCCGAGGUGUGGGGUGUUGUUGAGGGUCUUAAGCUCUCUUUCUCUAGAGGUUUUAGGAAGGUUGUUGUUAGUAUUGACUCUAAACGAGUUAUUCAAGCAAUCUUGCAUAAAGAGAACAAUGGUGAUUCUGACUUGGCCUUGAUUCGUCAUAUUCGUUUGCUAAUGGCCGAUCAUGAUGUCGUGAUGUUAGAGCAUUCCUUUCGAGAAGUAAAUUGUGUAGCUGAUGAGCUAGCUAAGGUUGGACGGCUUUUGAAGAUUGACUGCAAGUUUUUCGACGAGGCUCCUGAUUUCCUAAAAAUCUUCUUCGAAAGGAUUCUCUUGGUUUUUCUUCUCCUAGAAUAG
This is a messenger RNA of Vicia villosa (hairy vetch), 345 nucleotides long. RefSeq lists its product as uncharacterized. Gene Ontology annotation, molecular function: RNA-DNA hybrid ribonuclease activity; nucleic acid binding. The transcript has a single exon. NCBI's taxonomy places the organism in Eukaryota, Viridiplantae, Streptophyta, Magnoliopsida, Fabales, Fabaceae. Bases 1 to 345 code for a protein of 114 amino acids. The record is from RefSeq and is a predicted model, not a curated record.